AUGAAUAACUCUGAUUCCCAUAUCGAUAAAAAAGCAAGAUUACUGAUGUCAGAGGAGAACAAUAACAACCACAACCAAGAAACUUUUGCCAAUGUUGGAGACCAAGCUCAAAGUGUUGACAAUACAGUCAGACAAACCGGAGCAGCCGAUGCAGAAGGACAUCCAGUUCAAGAAGUUGAAUCAUUGUGUAUGAAUUGUCAUAAAAACGGUACAACCAGAUUACUUUUAACAAGAAUUCCAUAUUUCAGAGAAGUUAUCAUAAUGUCAUUCGAGUGCCCUCAUUGUGGAUUUAAAAACAGUGAAAUUCAACCAGCUGCUCAAGUUGCCGAGAAGGGAGCAAGAUAUAUUUUGAAAGUUGAGGAUAAGAAAGACUUCAACAGACAAGUAGUUAAAUCAGAAACAGCAACGGUCAAAUUCAACGAAUUAGAUAUUGAAAUUCCUCCCAAGAGGGGCCAGUUGAUCAAUAUUGAAGGUAUUUUACAAGAUAUGAUUAUUGAUUUGGAAGCUGAUCAAGAGGAGAGAAAGAAGUUGCAACCGGAGUUAUAUCAAAAGAUUCAAGAAGUGAUAGAUAAGAUCAAUCUGUAUAUCAAUGCUGAACCAGGUACUUUACCCUUAACUGUCAGUAUUGAUGAUCCAGCAGGCAACUCAUGGAUUGAAUAUGUACCAGGAGAGCCAGCACAUAAAUGGGCCAUGUAUGAAUACAACAGAACUGCUGAACAAAACGUGUUCUUAGGACUUAUAUCAGCAGACGAUGUCGCCAAGCACAAGCAAGAAGAAAUAGAGAAUAAAAAGCAGGCCACUGUUGCUAAUGUGUCUUCAAGCUUAAACAAGAAAGAGGAACCAUCAACAGUGGUGGGAUUAUCCGAUGCUACAGAAAUUGAAAACCUUGAAAAUGAAGUGCAGACCUUUGAUGCCACUUGUUCAGCAUGCUACAAACCUUGUUCUACACACAUGAAAUCAGUCAACAUCCCUCAUUUUAAGGAAGUUAUAAUCAUGUCUACUGUAUGUGAUCAUUGUGGAUACAAGUCAAAUGAAGUGAAAACCGGUGGUGAAAUCCCAGCCAAGGGAAAAAGAAUAGUGUUGAAAAUCACUGACCCAGAAGAUUUGGCUAGAGAUAUUUUGAAAUCGGAAACUUGUGGAUUAAAUAUUCCUGAAUUGAAUUUGGAUUUGACGCCUGGAACAUUGGGUGGUAGAUUCACCACAAUUGAAGGAUUAUUGAAUCAAGUUUCAACCGAGUUACAUACGCGAGUAUUCACUCAAACUUCAGAUUCAAUGGAUGAAGAAACCAAAACUAGAUGGGUUACGUUUUUUGCCAAGUUGCAAGAUGCCAUUGAUGGAAAAAUUGGAUUCACUAUUGAUAUGGUUGAUCCAUUAGCUGCUUCCUAUAUUCAGAAUGUCUAUGCUCCAGACAAUGAUCCAAAUAUGAUUAUUGAAGAAUUUGAUAGAACUUUUGAUCAAAACGAGGGCUUAGGAUUGAACGAUAUAAAAACUGAUUAG
Molecule: messenger RNA, 1497 nt
Organism: Lodderomyces orthopsilosis Co 90-125
Lineage: Eukaryota; Fungi; Ascomycota; Pichiomycetes; Serinales; Debaryomycetaceae
Gene: ZPR1
Product: zinc finger-containing protein
Exons: 1
Coding region: 1-1497 (498 amino acids)
Cellular component (GO): cytoplasm; nucleus
Molecular function (GO): zinc ion binding
Source: RefSeq, a predicted model, not a curated record